AUGAAUAGUGAGGAUUUAGAGGAUCAUUCUGAAGUAUGGUCUAAAGUAAUAGCACCUGAACUUGACAUCAUAGUUGCCACAUCAUCCAGUAAGAUAUUAGAUGGUGCAAUGCUAGAAAUAAACACUGCAUUGAAGUCAAAGGAUGGAGCAAAUUUAAGUGUUACAAACGUUGAAGUUAUGUGUCUUACCGUGUUCAGGGCACUUUCUCAAUGCCCGUUUAAUCUGCAACUUCGCAGUCAAACCAUUCAAAUGUUUUCCAUUAUUCUAUCUUUAAAUUUCGAAGUUUAUUCCUCCAAACUUUGCAAAUUUUUGCGGGCAUUAUCAACGAGAAAUAGCGCUCCAAGUGAGGAAAUUAUGUUGAUUGAAUGGACUGCUUUUAUUGCUGGGGUUCUUGCAUCGAAGGAUGAUCUCAAAGAUAUAACCACUGAACUUAUCCCCGCAACAAUCAAUCUGUUUAACAAUAUGUCUACACAUUUUGGGGAAGGAUAUCACAGGGAUCAGCAUAAAAGACGCCUUUUUACCAAAUUUGUCGCAGAAUCACGCUUAUUUUAUGAAGCAAUUUUAACAAAACAGCCCGAUUCGACUUCACUGUUGGUGUGCACAAUAAUGGAAGACCGGACUUCCGUGAAUGGUAGGGAUGCACAGAUUGGCUUCUUAUCGAGUGUUUGCAGAUCCUUAAAGCUUAUGGAAAACAAACCAAAACCGUUCCAAGAUCUCUCUGGAUUAUCACAAAGAGUUAUUGAUUGGUUCGUCAAUUCUACCCUUGAACAAAAGAAUAAUGUUACCUAUCCUUCUAUUGAAUUAUUCGGAGAAUUUGUUAGUACUUUUGUGGACGAGCAACUUUUUGUCGAAAUUUUGUCUGGCCUACAAAAAUCUUCAUUGAGAAGUUCGGAAUUAACUUACACAGUUUUUGCUCCAUCCUUGAUGAAAUCUAUCGAUUCAUCCAGAUUCGAUACAGUUCAAUUAGUGGUUAAAAGUAAGUUCUUUCAAUCGUUAAUAUCAUCAUUGAAGUCAUCUAGAGACACUGUGAAAGCUGGUUCUGCGAAGGUGCUUUCCAUUUUAGCCUCGAAAAUUACAAAAGAAUCGAAUCUUGAGUCAGUCGAUACAUUGAUAACAAAAUUACUUUCGGCAUUAAAAUCAUUGUCCGCAACUGCAACUGAACAAAAGAUAUUGAUUUCUCAAGUUCUUACUUCCAUUCCGGAAGGAAUUGCACAACAGGAAAAUCAGAUGAUCAUAAAUGGGGUUUUACCUUUGUUGGCCAAAGAUAGUCACGAAGAAUCGUUAUCAGCAUAUUUGAGGUUGGUGUUUAAAUUUGUCAGUAAAUCCGUGUAUGGUACCGAUGACCAGCAGUUGACGAAAAAAAUUGACGAUGUUAUCAAGAAUGGGCUACAAGACAGAAGAUUAGGGCUUCGUUCGUGUUGGGUUUCCUCACUUGCUGAAAAUUUACUCCUUACGAGUGACAAUAGUGAUUUUUACAAGUUAAUUACUGAUGAUGUAUUGCGUUUACUAUCAAAGAUCAUUAUCGAUUGUUGUAAGUCGCCACUGUCUAGUGUGACCAAUGACUUAAUUUUGGGUGGAUAUUCCGCUAUCUGGAUGCUUGAAGUCCUAAAAUCAACUUCCGAAAACAAAAUAAUUGGAAACCGUGUUGAUAAAUUGAACUUUUUAGAGCCGGUGAUAUCCUUGAAAAAUGAUUUUAAGAAGCCAAAUAUAUUGGGCCUGGGUAUAUUAAAAAAAAUCACAACGGAAAAGACGCAGAAGUGGUUUAUUCUGGCGUUGCUUUCCAUUUUUAAAGAUAUGACCUCUGUAGAUGAGGAAUUUGGCUUUUCGUUCCUAUAUUUGUGCACAUCAAGGUGUGCCAUAGGAAAAAAUCAUUUUUAUGCAUGCAAUUACUUACAUAAGGCAGUCGUUGAAAAUCAGGAUAUUGUUUCCCAGUCUUGUCUUUUGGCCUUGAACAAAUUUAUUUCUAACCCCAAACAAAAUAUACCGUUCCGUAUGGAUUAUCACUAUUUCCAUGACUUUAUUUUUUCUUUGACAAAACCUUUUGCUCAUAUGAACAAGGAAAUUUUGAAUAAGACUCUUGUUGAUCUUUUGAUUCCAUGCCACUAUCAUGGCUUUAAGUCCAUUGGAAACGGCUGGGCAGGAAUUUGUCAGUCCUGUAAAGUGGAUCCAGGUAAAUUGGUUACCUCAUAUGCAAACUCUAUGGUGGAAAAACUAUGUGAUUGUCUAGCCAAUACUGAUUCAUCACCGGAAAUUUACUCUGCUGCCUGCGAUGCCGUUGCUACAAUCUCGUUUGUUUCACCAAAUUCUUCAAUACCAUUGCUUAGUGAAAUAAUUAAGGCUGAUUUGAAUGUGGUAAGUAAUCUGAGUAUCAAUGACGAAACAUUUGCAAUUUGGAAAGGCAAGGAUGGAGUUUUGGCCAUAGACGUUUUAAAGAAGAAUAAUUCGCAGAAGAUGGAGCUUCGUAAGAAUACAAAGGAUUAUGAAAUCUUGAAAUGGGAGCAACAAGUUCGUGAGGAGGUGGCCACAAAGCAAAAAGGGACAAAGAAAGUUUCCAAGGAGGAUGCGAAACUUAUCGCACAAGAGCUUGAACGCGAAGCGAAUCUUAGGGCUUCUAUAAAUGCAGAUUAUCUACGGUUGAAAAGGGGACUUUCCAUUGUGAUAUCGUUGUCUACAGAAGCUAAGCAGGUGGACAAUAAUUCCCAAAUAUGGUUCCCUGUUGCAAUAUCGCACAUAUUGAAACUAUUAGAAUCGGAUUCCGCUAAAAGAUGUAUUGGUGAUCUUGCAAAGGAGUGCUUUUUGACAAUGUCAGAGGCUUUGGAGGCCACAGGAUUAACUGGCGUUUCUUCUCUUAAAUGGAUCGGGGCUUCUACUUUAAGAUCGUAUGGAGUUAAACUCGAUAUGCCUCUAUACGAAUCUAGAAAUCUUACUGAGCUAGUCGGCUCACAACUUUUCAGUUUAAAAAUAUCUUCUGAAAAAGCGCAGCUUUCCUCAUUAGUGCUAAUGUACAUUCUUCCAUUACUAAUUAAGACAUUGAAUAUUGGCACAAAGUUUUUGAAGAGACAAAAUACGAAGGUAGAAUUACUGAAGGAUGAGGAUUUUGUUGAUGAAUCCCCUGAGGAGGAACAAUUGGCAUUGGCAUUAUCCAUCAUUGCAACAAAUAGCGAUUCAUUCGAAGAUAGCACAAUUCCAAGAACAGAUAUUCUCAAUAUCCUUAUUCGCUUGUUGGCGAUUCCCUCUCAUUCCCAUCAGGCCAAGGACUGCUUUAUUCCCUUUUCUCGGAGUAUUGCUGUCGAUAUAUCGGAUGAUGAUCUAAACAUUAUCUUGAAAGCAUGCAUUCACGAAUCCUCAUUUGUGAGGGGAACUGUUUUAAAUGGGUUGGAUCAGGAGUAUGACCUUUCCGAAAGAAAGCCUAUUAAGGAAAUAUGGAUUGCGUGCUUUGACUGUGAAGAGCCACACAGACUAAUAGCUAAUACCAUAUGGGAGGAAAGCCAUUUUGCAUUGAAUGCUUCUUUCGCAAAUAAUAUAUUGCCAUUUUUAAAAGCCGCAUCACAGAAAAUUAGAAUUUCUGUUGCUGAAUCAAUUGCAAUGGCAGUGAAGAGGAUAAACAAGGAUAAAGCUUUUUGUGAGAUUCUUCUUAAGCUUUUGGACCUCUAUCGGAUAAAGUCAAAACCAUUGGAACUUCCUAAAGAUGAGUUUGGGUUGGUAAUAAGUAACGAACUUCCAUCUGACUCAUGGGAAGAAAGGAGCGGUGUUGCAUUGACAAUAAAGUUUUUGGCUCCCCUAUUUAGCGAGAAAGCAGACGUCGAGAUGCUUUUUCACUUUUUAGUUGAUGAAGCUGCUUUGGCGGAUAGAAAUGAUGAAGUUAAGCAAGAAAUGAAGGACGCAGGCAUGGCAGUGAUUAAUGCGCACGGAAAAUCAAAUGUUGAAGUAUUGAUUCCAAUUUUGGAGGAUGGUCUAUCUUCGAAGUUUGACAAUACGGAUGUCCAGGAUCGAUUGAAAGAAGGUGUUAUCGUUUUAUAUGGAAAUUUGGCCCAUCAUUUGGAUGAAAAAGAUCAUCGUAGGAAGGAAAUCGUUUCUAGGCUUCUAGAAGCAUUAAAAACUCCAUCUGAAGAGGUCCAAUUUGCUAUAUCACAGUGCAUUUCUCCUCUUGUUGGGUCCAUUGAGAAUGAACUUUCUGAAUACCUAGGAAAACUUUUUGACGUUCUUUACAAUGGCAAGAAUUUGGCCGAAAGAAAGGGUGCAGCUUAUGGAAUUGCUGGUUUGGCAAAAGGUGGUGGCUUAAAGACUCUUUCCGGAUUUGAUAUUAUCUCAAACCUUGAGGAUGCAUCAGAUGAUAAGUCAACGGCUAAAAAGAGGGAAGGAGUCAUGUUUGCAAUUGAAUGCUUAUCAGAGUCUUUUGGGUCAAUAUUUGAGCCGUAUGUGCUUGAAUUGCUACCUAUAGUUUUAAAGAGCUUUGGAGAUUCAUCGUCGGAUGUCAGAAAAGCUACAAGUCAUGCUGCAAGGGAAAUCAUGAAAAAUACCACAAGUUAUGGAAUCCAGAAAUUAAUUCCUAUAGCUAUUGAAAACUUGCAAGAUAUCUCAUGGAGAGCAAAGAAGGGAUCCGUUCAAUUACUUGGUUCGAUGGCAUAUUUAGACCCAGCUCAACUUUCUUCGUCGUUACCCAAGAUCGUUCCAGAGAUUGUUGGAGUUAUGAAUGACUCUCAUAAGGAGGUUAGGAAAUCUGCUGACCGGGCACUUAAGAAGUUUGGUGAGGUGAUUAGAAACCCAGAGAUCAAAGCAAUUGUUCCGGAACUUAUGAAUGCAAUAGGCGACCCUACCAAGUAUACAACUGCUGCAUUGGAUAGUCUCAUCAACACCCAAUUUGUUCAUUACAUCGAUGGCCCUUCAAUGGCCUUAAUUAUUCAUGUUAUAGACAGAGGAAUGCACGAUAGGUCUGCGGCUACAAAAAAGAAGGCAUCACAGAUUAUUGGUAACAUGUCCAUAUUGGUUGAUAUCAGAGAUCUACUGCCAUACCUUCCAAAACUCCUUUCUGAACUUCAGGAUUCAAUUGUUGACCCGGUUCCACAAACGAGGGCUACUGCUGCCAGAGCCCUUGGCACAUUGGUCGAGAGAUUAGGCGAGGAAAGGUUCCCAGGAUUAGUCUCAAAACUUUUGUUGGCAUUGAAGGACCAUGAAAGACCGGCAGAUCGGAUGGGAUCUGCUCAAGCGUUAGCUGAAGUUAUCAGGGGUCUUGGAAUCUCCAAGUUGGAUGAGUUACUUCCAGAAAUUCUUAGUGAAGCACGCUCUUCGGAUGCUUAUGUCUGUGAAGGUUAUCUUCCUAUGCUUUUAUUCCUUCCUGCUUGCUUUGGAAACCAAUUCUCUCCAUAUUUGUCAAGAACAAUUCCGAUUGUGCUUAAUGGCUUAGCAAAUUCCGAUAGCAGCAUACGUGAUAUUGCCUUGAAGGCAGGUAGGUUAAUUGUCUCCAGUUAUGCUAAUAAGGCAAUCGAUUUGCUUCUUCCUGAGUUAGAGAAAGGAAUGUCGGAUGAUAACGAUCGUAUUAGAUUAUCUUCCGUGGAACUUACAGGUGAUCUUUUGUUCAAGAUUAGUGGUAUUAGUGGUAACCAGGCUCUUUCCGAAGAUCCGACGAUUUUGAAUAGCGUUGUCAAGGCAUUCAACGAGGUUUUGGGUGAAGAAAGAAGAGAUCACAUUUUGUCAGCCUUGUUUAUUUGUCGGUCUGAUACUUAUGGUGCCGUCAGAAUUGGUUCGGCUAAUAUUUGGAAGGCAUUAGUUGCAAAUACACCAAGAACUAUCAAGAAAAUCAUGCCAUCACUUAUCCAACUCAUUGUUUGUCGUUUGGCCUCACCUGUUGAAGAACAGAGAAAUAUCGCUGCCGCAGCUUUGGGUGAUAUGGCAAAGAGGGCCGGCAGUAAUGCAUUAUCGGUGCUACUUCCAACAUUGGAAAAAUCACUUAUUACUAGUGAUUCCGAUGCCAAACAAGGUAUUUGCAUUGCACUUCGGGAACUUAUUGAAUCUAGUGCUCCAGAGACAAUUUCACAAUACAGCAGUAUGCUUGUGCGUAUUGUUCGUUCAGCUCUUACGGAUGCUAACCCAGACGUUAGAACAGCAGCAGCACAAGCUUUCGAUGCUUUACAAGGAUCGAUCGGACAUUCUGCAGUUGAUGACAUUAUUCCAGAAUUACUUGAAAGGCUUGGAGACGAGGAACAGUAUUCUGAUGCACUUUCUGCAUUGGAAGAAAUUAUGGCUAAGGAGUCCAAUGUCGUUUUCCCUGUUCUUAUUCCAGCAUUAUUAAGGCCUCCUAUUAAGGCCAAAGCACUCGGCUCAUUGGCACAAUUUGCAGGUAGAGCAUUAUACAGUAAGCUUUCGUUGAUAUUUGACUCGUUAAUUAAUGCAAUUCUAGAGGAACAGGGCGAUCGUACGGAGCUUACAUCCGCAUUGUCAUCUAUCACGUUGUCUAUUAAUGAUGAUGAAGGAUGCUAUCCUCUCAUGCAACAAAUAAUGGGCUUAAUGAGGGACGAAGAGCAUGAAAAGCAGGCAAUCGCCUAUGAAAUUCUACCAGAAUUAUUCUCAAAUUCUAAGCUAAACUAUUCCGCUUAUGUUAACGAUAUAGUGGUUCAGUGCAUUUAUGCUCUUGACGAUGAUGACAAAUCUGUGUCGAAGAACAGCUUUUUAUCUCUAUCUGCGUUGAUUCCAAAACUUUCUAAGAAUCAGCUUGAACAAUUAGUUGAGCCUGCAGAACAAACCCUUUCUUUGAUUGGAAAAGGAAAGGACGAGAUGUAUGCCUUUUCGCAACCAAGAGGUCCUAACUGUUUGCUUCCAAUAUUCCUUCGUGGUUUGAUGUAUGGGGAUAAUCAUAGAAGAGAGUUGUCAGCUAACGGUAUAGCUUUCAUUGUUAAGCACACACCCGCAGCUCAAUUAAGACCAUUUGUUACCAUAAUUGUUGGUCCGUUAAUUAGGGUCAUAGGUGAAAGAUUUUCGGGAGAUGUCAAGAGUGCUAUUUUGUUGGCCCUCAACCUUUUCUUUGACAAGAUUCCACAGUUCUUACGUCCAUUUAUCCCACAACUUCAAAGAACAUUCAUAAAAUCAUUGGAGGAUGCUUCUAACGAACUAUUGAGGACGAGAGCUGCCAAAGCCUUAGGCACUUUGAUCAAAUAUCAGCCAAGAGUGGAUCCGUUGAUCUUGGAGCUUUUGAAUUGCGCAAAGAUUGCUGGCAGUGAAAACAUUGGAACUCAAACAUCUAUAUUGCAAGCACUUUUAGAGGUCGUUGAUAAGGCUGGAUCUAAAAUGAGUGAGAAAUCUAAAAGUGGGGUUAUCACUCUUGUGGAAAAUGAAGUUUUCAAAGAAAAUGUUGGAGAAGAUACGGUAGUUUCGUACGCAAGAUUGACCGGAUGUUUAUCAAAGAUUCUAACUACCGAAGAGACUAUAAACAUGGUCAAGGGAAAAGUGCUUCAUGCUGAAAUGAGUGACUCCAAUUCAUCUAGAUUUGCAAUUCUUGUGUUAAACGCCUUUUUAAAGGAUUCUCCAAAAAGUAUUGUCGAUAGCGGCUUAUUUGAGGAAACCUGCUCAUUCCUAAUUAGAGCAUCUCAGUCUACCAUUCAAUAUGUUUCGGAUAACGCAACGAUUGCAAUAGGAAAAUUAUUGCUUGGAAUCAAAAAUUUGUCUGAUAGCGAUGAAUACGAGGAGAGUAUCGAGAAUUUAGUUGAACAACUUUGCAUUUUGACCGAUAAGCCGGCGUCCCAAUCGAUGGAUACUCGUCGUUUAAGCUUAGUUGUCAUUCGUACGAUAUGUCGUUAUGAUUAUGAAACUACCAUUGAGCCAUAUUUGGAUACUUUAAUUCCUUCAGUGUUCGCAUGCGUUCGAGAUUCAAUGAUUCCUAUCAAAUUAGCUGCUGAAAAAUGUCUUUUGGCUCUUACCAAAUUGGUCGAAGAUCCAUCAAAUAAGGUCUUUAUCUCAUGGAUGGAGGGAAGAAACUCUACUGAUAAAGUAAAAACUGCGACAGGAAAAGAAAUACAAAUAAGAUCAAUUUCUGAAUACAUAAAACGAGUUGGUUCAAGACUUGCAAAAGUCGAGCGUGAGAGAUUGGCAGCUGGUGGUGACAGAGAGGCCAUGUUUUCAGAUCAAUUUGAAGAUGAAAGAGAAAUAUGGGCUGUUGGUGGCGUUGACCUAAGAAAGGAAUAA
This is a messenger RNA of Brettanomyces bruxellensis, 8175 nucleotides long. RefSeq lists its product as uncharacterized. Gene Ontology annotation, molecular function: protein kinase regulator activity. The transcript has a single exon. Gene Ontology annotation, biological process: cellular response to amino acid starvation; regulation of translation. Gene Ontology annotation, cellular component: cytosol. Bases 1 to 8175 code for a protein of 2724 amino acids. NCBI's taxonomy places the organism in Eukaryota, Fungi, Ascomycota, Pichiomycetes, Pichiales, Pichiaceae. The record is from RefSeq and is a predicted model, not a curated record.